This is a messenger RNA of Cuscuta campestris, 2046 nucleotides long. The record is from the annotation of a GenBank genome assembly. NCBI's taxonomy places the organism in Eukaryota, Viridiplantae, Streptophyta, Magnoliopsida, Solanales, Convolvulaceae.
AAUAAAAAUGACCUUAAAAUGUUUGAAAUCCUUCUAGGAAUCCCAUAGAAUUUUGUUUUCUAGAACUGGCCAUCCACAUAUUAUCUAGAUGCUGCCUAAUCAACCAUUGCUUGAUAUUAAAAUCUCAAAAAAAAGAAAGAAGAGAAACCAGUUUUAGGAACCCUUUUUAGAAAAUGGUGUGAUUUUUUUCCUAUUCUUAGGCUUAUUGAUGAACCUUGCUACCGUUGCCAUUGAGCCAUUUUAAACUAUAGUAUUUUCCCUUAGGAAACUGUUUUGUGGCAACUUUAGAGCAUUUUUUUAGAACCCAAUAUAUCCAUUGUUUAGUUCUCCAUCUUGUAGGAUUUUUAGCUCACUUUUUUUUCCAAAAAUAUUUUGGGCAUAAAGUUUUAAGUGUGAGUGUGUAAAGUGCAAUUUGUUCUUCUUGGUGAUGAUAAAAAGAAAUCUGUUUUCUCUUUGGUCUUUUGAACGAGGACGUUCAAAUCUUAAGUGUGGGGGUAUUUGAUAAGCCGGUUUUGGGUUAGUACUUUUUAUUCUUUUUUAGGAUUUUUAAAUAUUUUUAGAGUUUAAUUUUUAGUUGUUUUGCGUAGUUUUAUUUUAAUUCUAUUUUUUACAAUCUUUUAAUUUUCUUUCAUAAAUAGUAGUUUUUUAAUCAUUUCUUUUUACAUUCUAUUAUUUUUAUUUUUCCUAACCCAAAAUUAUCAAAUAUCUUAUUUUUCGAGAAAAAUAUAGCAAAAGGCCAAAUUGAAGUUCAAGUUUGAAAAUAAGAGGGGGAGAGUGAAUUGGGUCGGAGCCCAAGCCAAUUAUCAGCAAGAAUUAUCACCCAAAGUGCUCAAAGAGAAAAGAAAGAAAUCCCUGAGCACCGUGACCAAAUCCAAACGGAAGGGGAGGCAUCAAUUUCUCUUUCAAUUACGCAUUCAAGCAGCAACGUCUCUUUUGCGUCUCACUCAUCCGCGCCUUCCUCUGUAACGGACCAACGGGAAGAAAAGCUCCUGCUAUAAAUUGAUAGAAGUACCUUAGGGGAACAACGGAGGAGGGAAUUCACGCGGAGAAUAAAGCAGCGGCUUGGCCGCUGCUAUGGUGGUCGCCGGCGAUGGUGGCAGGCGGCGCGGCGAACGGCCGGCAGACCCGCAGCAGCUCCAGCUCCGGUGGGCAGCCUCCAUCACAGCUCCAGUUUACUCAAUUUGUUCAUCUUCUUCAUCUAAUGGUAACCCUUAUUUGUCAAUUUUUAUUUUUUUCCUCCAAUUCUAUGCUUAGCUUCCGUUGUUUCUUCUUCUCCUCCUUCCUCUCUCUCAAAUUCUCCUAUUUCUCCUCCAUUCCACGCCAAUGGAUACGGCGGCGAAUCAGGCCCAAUGCGACUCCAAAACCGCCACCAGAAUUGUCAAUCCGUCCUCCUCGUCCUUCCGCCUCCGUAGCCCUAGUCUCAACUCCGUGCGCCUCCGCCGCAUCUUCGACAUGUUCGACAGCAACAACGACGGUGUCAUCACCGUCGACGAGCUCAACCAGCCGCUCAACCGUCUCGGACUGGACGCCAACCUCGCCGAUCUGGACUCCACGAUCCAGUCCUUCGUCAACUCCAAAAGCGCGGCGGCCGGCCUCACGUUCGACGACUUCCAGGCCCUGCACCGCUCCCUGGACGCCGAACUGUUCGGCGGAUGCGGCGAGGAGGCCGUCACCAAGGCGCAGGAGGAGGCGGAGAUGAGGGAGGCGUUCAAGGUGUUCGACGAGGACAACGACGGAGCCAUAUCGGCGAAGGAAUUGGAGGCGGUGCUCGCGAAGCUAGGGCUGAUCGAGAAAGGCGGCGAGAUUGGGCGCGUGGAGCAGAUGAUAUCGUCCGUCGAUCGGAAUCGCGAUGGAGUGGUUGAUUUCUCCGAGUUCAAGGAGAUGAUGAGCUGCGUCAUGGGCCGCCAUCGCUGAUCCAAUUGAAUCGCAGAAAGAUAGAUUGAUGACAGAGAGUGAAACAUGCACCUGGUACUUACAGAAGCUCUAUGUAACACCCUAAUCCGUCCAGGUCUGCAGCCCCUUUCGGACUAAAGUAUUAACUUGGUA